AUGAGGAUACAAGGGCAUCCUACAGAGGAGAGGCACCCCUCUGCUGCCAUGAUAUCAUCUAAAAUAGCUAAGUUGUUACAUGGCCCCCCAACACAAAGACUAAAUUUAGACUAUAUUUUCGAGAACUUUAUUGAGUAUUUUACACGUUGCCACACAUUACUGCCGGGAGAAUUAAGAGUACUCCUGUGCGACUCUGCUGGACAAGGACACCUGGAAACUUGCACCUGGUUUCUCCUGGAUUUGACACUGGGGAGCUGCUUCCUCAAACUCCUGUCAACUAAGCUUUCUGUGAUCUGUCAGAGGAGGGAGAAGCUGCUGGGGCCUGAAGGGACAAGCGCCAACUUGCAGAAAGGAGACCCUGGAACGCCAGGCAGAACAUCACUCCCCAGUCAUCCUGUCCUCUCGGUAAUGAUGCUCAAUGGGCUCACAGCUGCUUCUCCCGCAGGACACAAUUUCAGUGUCAUUGUGGAGGUAGAGAAUGCCACACAGAAAGAGGACCCAAAGCCAAGGAGGCAGCAGACUGCAUCUUCUGCCAAUGAUGUGAUGUUCUCAAAAAGAAUCCAGGUUGCUCUAGCUAGAGCUACACUGGAACCAAGGAAGAGAUCUAUAUCCAACAGGAAUUUUCCAACUCCCAACUUCAUAAUUCUCACAUUGACAUUCAAACUUAUUACAACGAGAAACCACAGUGUUGUCCCCGAGUUUGUCCUCCUUGGGCUGUCAGCUGGCCCCCAGACCCAGGCUCUGCUCUUUGUGCUGUUCCUGGUGAUUUACCUCCUGACUGUGAUGGGAAACCUGCUGCUGCUGGUGGUGAUUAAUGCUGAUUCUUGCCUCCACACACCCAUGUACUUCUUCCUGGGACAAUUGUCCUUCUUGGAUCUCUGCCGUUCCUCUGUCACUGUACCUAAGCUGUUGGAGAACCUCCUGUCUGAGAAGAAAACCAUUUUGGUAGAGGGCUGCAUGGCUCAGGUCUUCUUUGUGUUUGCCCCUGGGAGCACUGAAUCCUCCCUGCUUGCUGUGAUGGCCUAUGACCGCUAUGUUGCUAUCAGCUCUCCUUUGCUCUAUGGCCAAGUGAUGAACAGACAGCUGUGUGCAGGGCUGGUGGGAGGCUCAUGGAGCUUGGCUUUUCUGGAUGCCCUCAUCAAUAUCCUUGUAGCUCUCAAUUUAGACUUCUGUGAGGCUCAAAAUAUCCACCACUUCAGCUGUGAGCUGCCCUAUCUCUAUCCUUUGUCUUGCUCUGAUGUGUCUGCAAGUUUUACCACCCUGCUCUGCUCCAGCUUCCUGCUUUUCUUUGGAAAUUUUCUCAUGAUAUUCCUGUCUUAUAUUUGCAUUUUGUCCACCAUCCUGAGGAUCCGCUCCACCACAGGCAGAAGCAAAGCCUUCUCCACCUGCUCCUCCCACCUCACUACAGUGAUUUUCUUUUAUGGCUCCGGAUUACUCUGCUAUCUCAUGCCAAAUUCAGGAUCCAUUCAAGAGUUGAUCUUCUCCUUGCAGUACAGCGUGAUCACUCCCAUGCUGAAUCCCCUCAUUUACAGCCUGAAGAACAGGGAGGUGAAGGCAGCUGUGAGAAGAACAUUGAGAAAAUAUUUCUAGUGUUUCAAUAGACUUAUGAAAUCAGAAUGAUGAGGGUACUGGAUAGAACUGCAACAAGCAGUGCAUGGACACUAGGA
Symphalangus syndactylus (siamang) is the source of this 1667-nucleotide messenger RNA. RefSeq names its product olfactory receptor 8S1-like. The record is from RefSeq and is a predicted model, not a curated record. Gene Ontology annotation, molecular function: olfactory receptor activity; G protein-coupled receptor activity. NCBI's taxonomy places the organism in Eukaryota, Metazoa, Chordata, Mammalia, Primates, Hylobatidae. Gene Ontology annotation, biological process: G protein-coupled receptor signaling pathway. Gene Ontology annotation, cellular component: membrane.